Molecule: messenger RNA, 1344 nt
Organism: Rotaria socialis
Lineage: Eukaryota; Metazoa; Rotifera; Eurotatoria; Philodinida; Philodinidae
Source: the annotation of a GenBank genome assembly
AUGAGUGCACUAGCGAGUAGACCUAGUGGCGGAGCAACUGGUGGUAUUACCGGAGGUAGCAGUGAUGGAUCAACGGAAAAUGAUGUUCUAUCGCAAUAUAAGGUUCUUACAUUAACAUUCAAUCAAGAUUGUACAUCUCUAGCUAUGGGUACAAGAAAAACCUAUGCCUUAUUUACCAUCAAUCAAGAUAAUAAGAUUGAUGAAAUCUACGAUUGUGCUUAUGACGAUGUAUCCAUAAUUGAACGUCUAUUUUCAAGUUCAUUAAUAGCACUUGUUAGUAAUCAAGCACCACGCAAAUUAAAAGUGUGUCAUUUUAAAAAAGGAACAGAAAUAUGUUCGUAUUCAUUUGCUAAUUCAAUUCUUGCCGUUAAGCUCAAUCGAUUGAGACUUGUUGUCUGUUUGGAAGAAAGUAUUUAUAUUCAUAAUAUGCGCGAUAUGAAAGUAUUACAUACAAUUCGAGAUGUACCAUCGAAUCGUGAAGGCCUAUGUGCAUUAUCAUCCAACAGCGAUAAUUCUUAUUUAGCUUAUCCGGGCAGUUCAAUAACUGGUGAAGUACAAGUUUUCGAUACAUUAAAUCUGAAACCAGGUAUUAUGAUCAGCGCUCAUGAAAGUCCACUUGCCGCAAUAGCUUUCGAUAUAAGCGGAACAAAAUUAGCAACUGCAUCGAAUAAAGGAACGGUUAUUCGCGUUCAUAGUGCUGUGGAUGGUUCACGACUUUUUGAAUUUCGCCGAGGUGUCCGACGAGCUGCUACAAUAUGCUCGUUGGCGUUCAGUCCUGAUUCAAUGUUUUUAGCGGCAUCAAGCAAUACAGAAACAAUACAUAUAUUUCGUUUGACUAAUCCAAAAGAAAAAGCACCUGAAGAAGCUACAUGGAUGGGCUAUUUUGGUCGUAAAUUAAGUGAUGUUGCCCAUUAUUUACCAAAACAAACAUCUGAAGUAUUAACACAAGAUCGUUCAUUUGCUUUUGUACAUUUACAAUCACCUGGCAUGAAAACAACUAUUUCUAUGAACGUAUUAAAUAAAACAUUGAAAUUAUUUGUUGCCGGUUACGAUGGUGUGGUUUGUGUAUAUGAAGUGAACACAAACGAUGGCGGCGAAUGUAAACAAAUUAGUCAGCAUCUCUUGUUUAGCAUGUCGCCGAACUUAACUAAUCAACAAAUAGUAACAACCAACGAGUCACGAAAUUCUAUUGGAAAUGCAAUAACAAAUGAUAAUGCAUCUGUUACAUUAACACCAACAAGUCCAACAGCACCGAAAAAUCUUGUUCAUCCAUCAUCGAGUAUUCCAAAUGAUGAACAAAAUUCUCCUCGAUUACCUGCAUCACCACCGGGCCUUUAUGAUUAA